AUGGAAGGAUUUCUAUGUGGUCGUUAUGGCCUACCAAACGACGAUGCUGAGCAGGUCCGUGAGGGCUUGAAGCAUAAGCUGUACCUGGAUUAUCUCCUCGACGGAAAGCUAUUUCUGGCUCCCAUCGGGAACAACCCGCAAAAGAUUGUUGAUCUUGGUACAGGUGUUGGCAUGUGGGCACAAGACGAAAACUUUCCCAGCGCACGGGUAAUAGGAUGUGAUCUUUCACCCAUCCAGCCGCAUUGGACGCCGCCCAACGUUGAGUUUCGAGUAGAAGAUCUCGAGGAUGAAAAUCGCCCAUGGACAAGAAUAUAUGAAGAUGCAGAUUUAAUUCACGUCAGGGCCUUGUUACAGACUCUGCGGAAACCGAGACAGCUAUUGGAAAGAGCUUUUGAAAAGCUGAAGCCUGGUGCUUGGAUUGAAAUCCACGAAAUUGUUCCCUUUGUCUUCUCUGUUGACGGUACUGCCGGAGAUGAUCAUCCUAUGAACCAGUUCUACCGCCUUGUCGAGGGCCCCUUUACCACGAUAUAUGGUUGGAAUUUACGCUUUCCAUUCCAGAUCGUUGAAGCGCUGCGUGACGUUGGAUUCAUCAAUGUCAAUGAACGCCAUUCUUACACACCUGUUGGCCGGUGGCACCAGGAAGCAAAAAUGAGAGAAAUGGGAAUUUUCACCCAAAACAUCCUCGAGGAAUGGGUCACGGCAAUGCUUGGCCGUCCGGACAUAAUGGGAGUCACAGAAGAAGAGGCAUAUGAGCUUGGGCACAGCGUAUUCGAAACCUUCAACAACACUCGCAUUCACGCACAACUCGACUGGAUUGAUUGCUGGGCGCAGAAGCCACUUUAA
This is a messenger RNA of Fusarium tjaetaba, 843 nucleotides long. RefSeq names its product umta methyltransferase family. Lineage: Eukaryota; Fungi; Ascomycota; Sordariomycetes; Hypocreales; Nectriaceae. The transcript has 4 exons. The record is from RefSeq and is a predicted model, not a curated record. Gene Ontology annotation, molecular function: methyltransferase activity. Bases 1 to 843 code for a protein of 280 amino acids.